Messenger RNA from Leptopilina heterotoma, 969 nucleotides. RefSeq lists its product as uncharacterized. NCBI's taxonomy places the organism in Eukaryota, Metazoa, Arthropoda, Insecta, Hymenoptera, Figitidae. The record is from RefSeq and is a predicted model, not a curated record. The transcript is spliced from 2 exons. The coding region runs from base 368 to 781 and encodes 137 amino acids.
ACUGGUUGUAAUAAUUUAGUAGAAAUAUUAAUUAUUCAAAGGGAUGAACCCGUUUUGAAAAUAUUACAUGUUCGUUUCGAUUAUCUUGACAUUUCUAUUAUUGGUGUGUCAUUUUCAUUCUGCCAACUGUUCAUAGAAGUGACAAAUAUUUUUUCAUAUCUUUAAAAUUAGUAGAUGUUUAAAUUUAUAAACUAAAUUGAAAAUCGACAUCUACGCUGAUUUAAGAGGCAGAGAAUAAAUUGUACAGUAAAUAACAAGAGGCAAUAUAGAUUGCUUUUGGACGUAUAAGAAAAUGGGGGAAGAUGUACAUAAACCAAGUUCUUCAAAAUCAGCAAGAACAAAUUGAAUAACAACAUUCAGUUUCAGUAUGAAGAAAGAGCUCGUACUUUUGUGCAUUAUCUCGCUGAUUGUCGUGGGAUUUGGGAAACCUUGUAAAUAUUGGUGCAAAACUGACAAAUGGGAGUAUUACUGUUGUUCGUCGAAAAGUGAAAAGUCAAGAGAAGAAAAUCCUUUGAAGUCAAUGAUGGGAAUUUUAAUACCCCACUUGUGGUUCGCUCUUGGAUUUCCGAAAAUUUAUCAUCAUGAACAUAUUGCUUGGGAAGAGAUGAAGCAUCAGGAACAUGGGAGGAAAUGUCCACCAGUGAGGCACGCUUGUCCAAGGAGCAACGAUUGGUGGUAUGAUGCUCCAAUUCCUUGUUACAAUGACGAUGAAUGCAUAUCAUCUGCGAAAUGUUGUUUUGACAUUUGUCUUAAUCACAAAACAUGCAAACCAACAGUUUAAUUACGUAAAAUAUUUAAUAGUCAUUAAUUAGAUUAUUUAUUUAAAUAAAGAAAAGGAAACUAAUGCUAAAUCUUUAUUUUAAUCGUUAUUAGAGAAAUUUAGAAUAGUAAAAUUAUAUUUUUUUCGAUUUUAGAUAUGAAAUAAUAUUGCAGGCUUUUGACUACAAUUUGGAUAUUUUUUCUAUAGUU